AAUACCACCGGAAUAUGAACACUGACUGAACGGUGUUGGCUAUUAUCAAAAUUACCGUGUUCUGACCACUUUAAUGUAGAUGUGUUGAAAACUUAUCGGCCUUUUCAGUUUUGUUAAUGUUACACGACGGUCUUUGCUAUCUGACAGGACAAUGGUACAAAUAGUUAUACGAGGCAGUGUGGAUGGCAGCAGUCCACCAGAAUGGAUGCUGGUGGAGCUGCAGGGAGAGAUGGUUUCCAGACAUAACUCUGGUCUGGCAGGAAAUAUGAUGGGAGACCUGCUCUACACCAAAGAGGGGGUGCCCGUGCUGAUUGUAGGACAUCAUAUUCUGUACGGGAAGCAGGUCAAACUGGAGAAACCCUUCGCUGUCCUCACCAAGCAUUCAGGCCAUUCGCAGGAUUGUCUGGGCAGCCAUGACAAUGACAAUAACAACGAUGAUGUCACACAGGUACCCAUGGAAACGAACCAGCAAGGACCCACCUCCACCUCUUACUCUGUGUCUGCCCUCAUCAAACGGAAGCUGAUCUUUAAGACGCGCCCUAAACCCAUCAUCACUAAUGUACCCAAGAAGGUGUAGCGUGACUGCAUUUCCUCACUGGGUGUUUUUUUGGGGGGGGGGGGGUUUAAGCGAGUAUACUUGAGUUAGUGUCAUCCAACUCUGAUAUGAUGUAGUUUGAUUAUACAUUUGUUGUACAAUUGAUCAAUACUACACCUCUUAUUGAUCAAUACUGUCUUUAACCUGAACGGAUUCCAACAAGACUUUAAUGAGGCUCCCUGCACGUAUGAAUAAAUGUUGUAUUGUUUUCCUGACAUUCAUAGAAAAUGUUUAAAGCCACAUGAUGGUCUAAAUGCUGCAAAGGCUUUUGCACACUGAAAGGAAUAGAAUACUGCAUAAUUGUAUUUUCUGUGAAAAAACAAAAUGAAAGAUCAAAAAUCAGCAGCUUCAAUCCAUAAGUAUCCAAACUAGGGACACACAGGCAACAUUUUCACCAGAUGGCAACAUUAUAAUUUAUUGUGACUGGAACGGACAUCUCCACUGCAUUGCACAUCAUGACAGAAUGUGUGCAGUUCCCAAAUACUGUGAAUCCACUUUAACUUAAUAACCUUUGGUCAUUGUUUUCAGAUAAACUGCAAGGUAAUGGCUGAAAUGUUUACUCUUACUGUUCAAUAAUUACUUUAUGAUUCCAGGAGAUAUCUUGUGAUGAAUAGUUUUCAUUUAAUAUCAGUGAACCUGCUCUAUUUACCCACCAAGUCUACUUCUACUUCGGUUAGCUUUUUGUAUUUCCCAGAAUGAAUUUGUCCUAAUUGAAUUUAAUUCAUGUCAGUUUUAUAGGAAAAAUAAUCUAAUUAAAUUGUUAUUUUCAUUUUAUGUGGUGCAAGGCGAGCUGAGUACAACAGUGGAAUAAGAAUGGGACAAGACACUGUCUUGAGCAUUUAAGUGUGCGUUCACACAACAGCAGGUACUAGACAAGUUUCAUGUCGGAAAAAUGCCAACACACUUAAUACAAUACACUUAACCCUCACUGGAUGUGCACUUUUCCUAAUACUGUCUUGAAGCGGUAUUCCUUCCGAACUAAAUGUAUCCCACAAUUCGGUCUUCUGCGCUGUUGGUGGUAAUGCUCCUAUAAGCUGUUUUUGUGACCGACAAUAAUCUGUAGACGUGAAGAAGUAUAAGUUUAUCACAUGCUGGAUUCAGCAUGAAUAUUAUUAUUAAUUUCCAAAGACUACAAAGUUAUGGCAGAACCUCCACAACCUCCAUUUUUAUCAGCCCGAAGCCAUUCAUUCACUCGAUGUUAGUUACCAGAAAUAUGUUAAAGAAGUAGGCACUUGACUACUCGCAAAUACCGCAGUGUGGGUAUUGGGACGGACUUAAGGUUUCAAUGACUGUAAGUCUGGAAAAUACAGUUUAAAUUUAAAAAAUCUAAGUGGACAGAUUAACAUUAUGUACAUCAAUAAAUGUAAUUUGUUGCCUAA
Molecule: messenger RNA, 1974 nt
Organism: Siniperca chuatsi (mandarin fish)
Lineage: Eukaryota; Metazoa; Chordata; Actinopteri; Centrarchiformes; Sinipercidae
Gene: chtf8
Product: CTF8, chromosome transmission fidelity factor 8 homolog (S. cerevisiae)
Exons: 3
Coding region: 152-577 (141 amino acids)
Biological process (GO): mitotic sister chromatid cohesion
Cellular component (GO): Ctf18 RFC-like complex
Source: RefSeq, a predicted model, not a curated record